AUGUCCGCCGAAGCCAGUCACCAGGGCGAGGCCAGCGGCCACGAGGACGCGGUCGCACCUCAGCUGCCUGCUCCCGACGCAGCGAACAGCGGCAGCGACAUGCAGUGGGAGGGGUUCGUUGGAGGGACCAUACCCCUGGCGCAGGAGACCUCUCCCCGCCAGGAGGACUUCUUGUCGUCGUCGGAUGAGGAUCUGGAGGAAGGCGAGAUCCGCGAGGAAGGAGAAGACAGAGCUGAGGACGAGGACGAGGACGAGGGAAGUGGAGAGAGCAGCCAGCCCGCAUCCCCUGGUCAGCAUGGGGCUACGGCAACGGCGAGAGAGACGCGUCGAAGGCUCAGCGUCCACGUCACCGUCCUCGGCCAGCGAUUCCACCUGUUGUCCACUGAGCUGGAGGUGUCGCAGGCGGAGGUCAUCAUGCCGGAUCCGCAAUCCGAGCAAGGAGGGGCGGGGCCGAGGUGGCCAUGGAUCAUGUUGACACCGAGGACGGCCACGCCAGCCACGAGGGAGUCGCCGACGAACCUUGCCUACUACGACCACCAUCAUCACCAAAACCACAGAGGGGAGCUGGUCGUCUUCAUCGUCCACGGCUACCGGUACGAGUUUCAGCCCGAGGAGCUCGAGACGUCCGAAGUCCAUUUCAUCUUUCCGUGGUCGAGUGACGCCUCCGGCAGCGCGCCGGAUCUGGCGCAUCGACCAUGGGUACUUCUGAAGCCUAAAGUAUCGGGCGACGAGGUAUUUCAGGAGGAGGAUGAUGAGGAGGAGGACGAGAGUGAGUCCGACGACGACAUCGAGGAGGAAGACGAGGAGGGGGGUGAUGAUGAAGAGGGCGAAAGGAAGAUCGACGACGACGACGACGAUACCUCGGGGAAGCACGACUCAGGCGUGGCACUCGGUGGCAGCGGGUCGGAGGUCCGAAGCACGGGGAGUUGGGAGGAGAGCAGCAGCCCCACGGGGGCGAACGAGGGGGAGGGGGAGGGGGAGGGGGAGGUGACGCCGCAGCCUGCCGGUCAAUACUUCCAGGUCAAUGACUUUGAAUAA
Messenger RNA from Purpureocillium takamizusanense, 1038 nucleotides. RefSeq lists its product as uncharacterized. The coding region runs from base 1 to 1038 and encodes 345 amino acids. The transcript has a single exon. NCBI's taxonomy places the organism in Eukaryota, Fungi, Ascomycota, Sordariomycetes, Hypocreales, Ophiocordycipitaceae. The record is from RefSeq and is a predicted model, not a curated record.